Molecule: messenger RNA, 1050 nt
Organism: Mus pahari (shrew mouse)
Lineage: Eukaryota; Metazoa; Chordata; Mammalia; Rodentia; Muridae
Gene: Bcl2l12
Product: BCL2 like 12
Exons: 7
Coding region: 125-892 (255 amino acids)
Biological process (GO): regulation of apoptotic process
Source: RefSeq, a predicted model, not a curated record
GGUUGCCGUGUCGGCCCAGUGCGCAGGCGCGGGAAAGUUGAACUUCCGAAGUAAAGUUUGUAGAAAUUGAGCGAAAGCGUGUACGCCAGUGCGACGGGGGCAGAACCCCGAGCCAGGUACCCCCAUGGCCGGCUCUGAAGAGUUGGGUCUCCGAGAGGACACACUGAAGGUUCUGACGGCCUUCCUUAAGCGCGGUGAAGUCGCUGGGUCCCCUGUCCCAUCUCCGCCCAGGAGUCCUGCCCAAGAGGAGACAACAGAUUUCCUGAGCCGCCUCAGAAGAUGCCUCCCUUGUCCCCUGGGGAGAGGAGCUCCUCCCACGGAGUCCUCUAGGCCCCACUUCCUUCCUCUAAGGCCCUGCUAUGGUUCAGAGCCUGGCCCAGCCUCUUCAGAUUUCUAUGCCCUGGUUGCCCAGCGUCUGGAACAGUUGGUGCAGGAGCAACUGAAGUCUCCGCCCAGCUCGGAGUUCCAGGGACCCCCACCCACGGAGAAGGAAGCCCUGCUAAGGCGGCUGGUAGCCUUGCUGGAGGAGGAGGCAGAAGUCAUCAACCAAAAGCUGGCAUCUGACCCGGCUCUGCAUCGUAAACUGGCCCGCCUAUCAGCAGGCUCUUUUGCCCGCCUUGUGGAACUCUUCUGUAGCAGGGAAAGCAGCUCCUCCCCAAAUUGCUCCAGCCCGUCUCUACCUUGCCCAGGGCCCCCACCGCCAUCUCCAGAUCCUCUGGCACGCCUGGCACUAGCCAUGGAAUUGAGCCGGCGCGUGGCCGGGCUUGGGGGUACCCUGGCCAAUCUCAGCGUUGAGCAUGUACACAGCUUCGUGCCUUGGAUCCAGGCCCAUGGGGGCUGGGCUGGCAUCCUGGCCACCUCACCUGUGGACUUGAACUUGCCCUUGGACUGAGCGUUUCCUCUGACCCGUCAUAGGUGACUGAAAUGUGACGACACGCACACAUCAGGGCUGUAGGGUGGUGGUUGCCCGACCUUUUUGUUUUGUCUUGUUUUUGCCAAAAAGACUGUUUAGAAAUGUGUCUGUAUUAAAAUCUUUGUUCUUUAACUAGA